Pecten maximus is the source of this 332-nucleotide messenger RNA. RefSeq names its product serine hydroxymethyltransferase, cytosolic-like. The coding region runs from base 87 to 317 and encodes 76 amino acids. Gene Ontology annotation, cellular component: cytoplasm; nucleus; cytosol. Gene Ontology annotation, biological process: purine nucleobase biosynthetic process; L-serine catabolic process; folic acid metabolic process. Gene Ontology annotation, molecular function: mRNA 5'-UTR binding; zinc ion binding; serine binding. Lineage: Eukaryota; Metazoa; Mollusca; Bivalvia; Pectinida; Pectinidae. The transcript has 3 exons. The record is from RefSeq and is a predicted model, not a curated record.
CCCACAAGACUCUCCGAGGGCCUCGAUCCGGAAUCAUUUUCUACAGGAAAGGUGUGAGAAAAGUACUGAAGAACGGAAAUCAAGUCAUGUAUGACAUGGAAAAGAAGAUAAACGAGGCAGUUUUUCCAGGGCUUCAGGGAGGACCUCACAAUCAUCAGAUAGCUGGUGUUGCUGUAGCCCUGAAGCAGGCAUGCACACCAGAAUUCAAGACUUACCAACAACAAGUCAUCAGUAAUGCCAGGGCCAUGUGUGCAGCUAUGCAAAAAAGAGGAUACACCAUUGUGACCGGUGAGUUUACCUACAAUAAAACUUUAUAAGAAAAAGUUAUCGAU